CACAACUUGACCAGCAGCAAUGCUUUCCCGAGUCGCGGUGCGUUCACGCCAGGCCCUCAGAGCCGUCGCAUUAAGGCCUGCCUAUCCCUAUCCUCCCCGCUACAUCCAGUCGUCAUCGUCCUCGAGAGCAUCCGCUGUACCCUUCACUGAACCUACCUCCCCAAAUCCCGCCAUCACUAAAUACGCUCAAACCGCCGAGGCUCUACAUACAUAUGGCUCUUACCUCACCCAAUGUCUACCCAAGUUCAUCCAGCAGUUCUCAGUGCUCAACGACGAGUUGACGUUGUACACCGCGCCUUCCGGCGUCAUUCCCGUUCUGACCUUCCUCCGCGACCAUGCCCAGUGCCAGUUCAAGAGCGUCAUGGAUAUCAGUGGUGCCGAUUAUCCUGAACGGGAAAAGAGAUUCGAAGUCGUCUACCACCUUCUCAGUGUUGCGCAGGCUGGUAGAAUCAGGGUCAAGACGUACGCCGGAGAAGGAGACUACGUACCUAGUGCUGUGAAAAUCUUCCGGGGCGCUGACUGGUAUGAGCGUGAAGCUUGGGAUCUUUUUGGAAUAUUCUUUAGCGACCAUCCUGAUCUUCGCCGUAUUCUCACUGACUAUGGAUUUGAAGGCCACCCUCUACGCAAAGACUUCCCGCUAACUGGCUACACUGAGCUUCGAUAUGAUGAAGAACGUAAACGCGUUGUCUAUGAGCCCCUUCAACUUACUCAGGCUUUCCGAAACUUCGAAUCACUUUCUCCUUGGGAGCAAGUCGGUGAUGGAACCAAAGCACCCAGGCCUGAUAAUCUGAAGCCGUUGCCCCCGCCGAAAGUAGAGGAAGUGAAGUAG
This is a messenger RNA of Guyanagaster necrorhizus, 829 nucleotides long. RefSeq names its product NADH-ubiquinone oxidoreductase 30.4 kDa subunit. Gene Ontology annotation, cellular component: respiratory chain complex I. NCBI's taxonomy places the organism in Eukaryota, Fungi, Basidiomycota, Agaricomycetes, Agaricales, Physalacriaceae. Gene Ontology annotation, molecular function: NADH dehydrogenase (ubiquinone) activity. Bases 20 to 829 code for a protein of 269 amino acids. The record is from RefSeq and is a predicted model, not a curated record. The transcript is spliced from 7 exons.